AUGAACAAAGAAAGCAAGAACCAAAGAGAGAAAGUUUAUUGCACACCAAGCAAGGAGAGUAUAAGCCAAGAAAAUGCAUCUAUUGUGACGAAGAGAAUCACAAGGCAGCCGGCUGCAAAACGAUCAACAAGCUUGAGGAAAGAAGAAGGAUCGUUAGCGACAAAAAACUCUGCUUCAAUUGCACAGGAAGUGGUCAUAGAGCAUCGUGCUCCUUGGUGGGGUGGGCAGUUUGAGCGUUUGGUUGUUCUUGUUAAGCAAGCGAUGUGCAAGGCUAUUGGAAGAACUUUUUUAUCAUUUAGUGAGUUGGAGGAUGUAUUACUUGCUGUUGAACAAACUCUCAACAACAGGUCCUUAUCAUACGUCACAGAUGAUAUUCAACAAGAAAUUCUUACGCCCAACAGCUUGAUAUUUGGACAAAUCAAUCGAGUUCCAACUGAAGAAGAUAAGCACGAUGUCGAGAAAGGAGAUCUGCGGAAGAGGUUUAAAUUUAUUCAAAGAUGUAAGGAAGCUACAUGGCAGAGAUGGUCUCAAGAAUAUGUGAGAUCACUUCGAGAAAGACAUAACUUGAAGCACGAGCUGAAGAGAGCAGAACCAAAACCUGGAGAAGUCGUGAUGAUCAAGGGAGACAGAAAGAACAGAGGAAAAUGGACAAUUGGUGUCGUAACGAAUACCUUCGUUGGCAGAGACGGGAUUACAAGAGCGGUAGAACUACGAACGAGCAAGAACACCUUAGAACGAGCGGUUCAACAUCUCUAUCCCUUAGAACUUUCAUGCGACAUCGCACCGAAAAACGACAACGUAACGUCAACCUUGAAUGCUGAAGCGAACGAAUUUCGACCGAAACGAAAUGCAUCUGCUAAAGCGAGAGUUCAGAUUGAAAACCAAGCUGACUUCGAGAUGAAUCAGUAA
Messenger RNA from Hydractinia symbiolongicarpus, 909 nucleotides. RefSeq lists its product as uncharacterized. The coding region runs from base 1 to 909 and encodes 302 amino acids. The record is from RefSeq and is a predicted model, not a curated record. Gene Ontology annotation, molecular function: nucleic acid binding. The transcript is spliced from 2 exons. NCBI's taxonomy places the organism in Eukaryota, Metazoa, Cnidaria, Hydrozoa, Anthoathecata, Hydractiniidae.